CGUCAGCGAUUAGCAGCCUAUCGCAUUGCAUUUUAGAAACAACCAUCUAGACUUGAGUUUAGUCAUUUCUGAAUCAAACAUUUCUUUUGUUACAAUUAAAUAAAAAAAAAAUUAAUAUGAAUAUCUACGGUGAUACAGAACAAGAAAAAAUCAUUGAUGAUCUACAAAAGUGGUUUGAAGAAAAUAAAAAAUUACCCAACAAAAUUGAUCGCAUUUACUUAACACGUUUCUAUCUACGUACUUCGAAAAAUAUUGAAGCCACCAAAAAACUUUUGGAAGAUAAUUUCGCUUUGCGCAGCAAAUAUCCUAAUAUAUUUUUCAAUCGUGAUCCAGAGUCACAAGAAACUCGCAAUACAGCAGAUUUAGCUUCAGAUUCUGCUUUCAGAUAUAUAGUGCCAUUACCUGGACAAACGCCAGAAAAGGAGCGUGUAACACUUUUCAAAUUGAAGAAUACAGAUCCGGAAAAGCUACAUUUUGUGGACGAUGUCAAAACCCUUAUAAUGAUCUACGAUUACUGCCUAUCCAUGCCAGAUCUGGAAAUACAAGACAUUCCCUACAUCACUGAGGGUCCCAUACAAAUAAUCGAUAUGCAAGGCAUCUCAAUGGGUCAUGUGACACGAACGUCACCUAAAAUUUUAACAGUACUGCUGCAAUAUUUGCAAAAUUUUUGUCCUGGCACAAUAAAGGGCAUACAUCUGAUCAAUUGUCCGAUGUAUGUAAAUAUGAUGUUUACGGUGGCCAAACCAUUUUUGAAAAAGCAAAUAAUCGAUGUGAUUCACUUUCACAAUGAUGGUUUGGGUACCUUGUGUGCUUAUGUCCCCUUGGAAUUGCUGCCUUUGGAAUAUGGUGGCAAGGCUGGUAGGCUAACCAAAAUUGCUGAUGACAUCUUAAGUGGUAUACAAGCCAAAAGGGAUUAUAUAAUGGACCCAAACUAUUGGACAAUAAUGGAGUAAUAAAAAUAUUUAAUUUUCAAGUAAAGAUGCCACAUUAGAAUCUUACCAUGGGAAGUGUUAUUGAACAAUAAAAUAAUUUUGGUCUAAAGAUCAAAAUUAAAACAA
Molecule: messenger RNA, 1058 nt
Organism: Stomoxys calcitrans (stable fly)
Lineage: Eukaryota; Metazoa; Arthropoda; Insecta; Diptera; Muscidae
Product: alpha-tocopherol transfer protein
Exons: 6
Coding region: 117-953 (278 amino acids)
Cellular component (GO): membrane
Molecular function (GO): phosphatidylinositol bisphosphate binding
Source: RefSeq, a predicted model, not a curated record